Molecule: messenger RNA, 7430 nt
Organism: Equus caballus (horse)
Lineage: Eukaryota; Metazoa; Chordata; Mammalia; Perissodactyla; Equidae
Gene: LPGAT1
Product: lysophosphatidylglycerol acyltransferase 1
Biological process (GO): phosphatidylinositol acyl-chain remodeling
Cellular component (GO): endoplasmic reticulum; endomembrane system
Molecular function (GO): acyltransferase activity
Source: RefSeq, a predicted model, not a curated record
CCCUUAAAGUCCAAACGGAAGACUGCAGUGAGAGCGGUGCAGGGACAGCCACCUAUUAGUUAGUGGGAAUAGUAUUAUCAUUUGCUACAUAUAUUGUGACAUACCCUGUGCCACCGUGAACAGCUCCCUUGACCUUGUGCGGCUCCUCCUCCCUCGCUGUCUGUCUCCCGCUGGAAUUUCCCGGAAAGAUCACCGAGAAAGACAGGACGGACUCCAAUGUGAGAAUGGCUGUGACUUUGGAAGAAGCUCCGUGGCUGGGCUGGAUCUUGGUGAAAGCCCUGAUGAGAUUUGCCUUCAUGGUCGCCAACAACCUGGUUGCUAUUCCAUCCUACAUCUGCUAUGUAAUUAUGCUUCAGCCCCUUCGAGUGCUGGACAGUAAGCGGUUCUGGUACAUUGAAGGAAUCAUGUAUAAAUGGCUUUUAGGAAUGGUGGCUUCUUGGGGAUGGUAUGCGGGAUAUACAGUGAUGGAAUGGGGGGAAGAUAUUAAAGCAAUUUCAAAAGAUGAAGCCGUUAUGUUGGUGAAUCAUCAGGCAACAGGAGAUGUGUGUACUCUGAUGAUGUGCCUCCAGGACAAAGGACUGGUUGUUGCCCAAAUUAUGUGGUUGAUGGAUCAUAUUUUUAAGUACACAAACUUUGGAAUUGUUUCUCUAAUUCAUGGAGACUUCUUUAUAAGACAGGGAAAAUCUCAUCGUGACCAACAGCUGGUUUUUCUCAAGAAGCACCUGGAAAAUAAUUACAGGAGCAGAGGUCGAAAAUGGAUUGUUUUGUUCCCAGAAGGGGGCUUCCUCAGGAAAAGGCGAGAAACAAGUCAGACGUUUGCCAAGAAAAACAACUUGCCAUUUCUUACACAUGUCACUCUGCCAAGGAUUGGGGCAACAAAAAUUAUUUUGAGUGCACUUGUAGCCCGACAGGAAAAUGGAAGUCCAGCAGGAGGAGAUACUAAAGAAUUAGAUAGCAAAUCAAAAGGCCUCCAGUGGGUAAUAGAUACAACCAUAGCUUACCCCAAAGCUGAACCCAUGGAUAUUCAAACCUGGAUCCUUGGAUACAGAAAACCAACGGUCACACAUGUACAUUACAGGGUCUUUCCAGUUAAAGAUGUGCCCCUGGAGACUGAUGACCUUACCGACUGGCUCUAUCAGCGUUUUACUGAGAAAGAGGACCUCUUAUCGCAUUUUUAUGAAACAGGGGCUUUUCCACCUCUCAAGGGCCAUAAAGAAGCUGUUUCCAGGGAGAUGACCCUCAGCAAUAUGUGGAUAUUUCUCAUACACUCUGUUACGUUUUUGUCAGGCUAUAUGUGGUACAACAUCAUUCAGUAUUUUUACCAUUGCCUGUUUUAGGAAUUGACUUGGACUUGUCAAAGUCACCAUAGGAGUUCAGACUUUCAUAAGCGUGCAUUAUUUUACAUGUGCAAAUCAGAAUAUUUAAAAAAAGCAAAAGAAAUUCAAUGGAUGGAUUAAUAUUUGUCCCCCUUUGGGAUAUUUUAAAACUCUACUAAAAUGAGGAUCAGUAAUAUAAUGACCUGCUAAUAUAUUUUAAGGACUCUUCGGGUUUUAAAAAGAUACGCUCUACCACACAUUUAGGCAAACAUCACAUUUGGAGAAGAGGAAAUCAUAAAAUCAUCCUAGAAGACUGUCUGAAAGAGAUUCUGUUGCCACCAGGUAUACUUGAUAAUCUAGUUCAAGCUCAGAAAGCUGUCUUCGUUCCUCUUAGCUAGUAGUCUCUAUUAGCGCAGGGCUGACGAGUGCCCUCGUUCUAACUCCUGCUGUGUUACUAGUAACCUUGAGGGGAGCUGGUUGGCACAUUCUGAAGAACUAUUUCCCCGAGGCUUGCAGUGACGCUCUGGUCCUCAACAGCUAAGUGAGGUUCAGUGUCAGGCAGGCUCUGGGGGAGGGGGAGCAGUGUCCACUGGACACAUCCUGGUACUAGAGUGUGUCCUUGAAAAAGGCUGGCUCAGUCCCACACCGUGUUUACAUGCACGAGUGCUUUCCCUUGUAGGAGGGGGUCACUUGAUUUUUCUUUUUGUAUAAAAGGCAUAUCGUAGAUGGAUAAUUGUCUUUUACAAAAUGCACUUUUAUCAGAUAUUGCAAAGGAUUAGUAAUAUAGCCUGAAAACAAAUGUAAGUGUGAUCAGUGAGUGGGACUCUUGAGAGGCUGUCUUGUCUCUGCACGUGUGCCUGUGCACUGAUGCUCUCCAGUGCCACGCUGCCCUGGGUGCCACACUGAUGGCAGGCCUCUACCUGUGGCUCAGAGGCAUUUUUUUUCCAUUUUGGCAUAUUAGCACCAAGUGUAUUUGGGGAUGAUUGAAACAAACUAAUGUACAACAUUUAAGUGAUCAAUUUAAGGUCAAAUAGGCUUAGAAAGAUAAGAGCCAGAGGCAGACACUGGCUUAGAACAGUGACAAGUUCUCACAUGGCGCCCCCAGACCCCCUGUUCCAGCAUCACAUCAAGUUGCUGCCCGUGUCAAGGUGGUGUAACUAGAAGACAGACCAGCGAGGAAAGGCUUCCCAGUCUCUUCCAGUUGCUCCUGAAGAGGAUAAAGUUAAGUGUCUAUUUCUAGAAAACAUUUUUUUGUUUUUGUUUUUGUCACUCUGUUCUUGUGGUUUACCUCAUAGGAGAACCAAACUCUUCUUAGAAAGUGCUGGCGCUGCCUCCGUCCGUCUCCUGCACUCCCGCUGUAGAGUCAGAGUGUGUUUUCUGGUUUGGGAUUGCAAGACUAUUAAGAUCCUAGUAAGUCAGUGAUAGUUUCCUGUCAUGUGAGCAGCGUAGGUUCCCCUGUUGCUGCUAAUCGUACAAAUGACAGUUUUGAGAAGUAGGACAGAAAAUAAAAAUAAAGGCUAACGUUUUCAUUUUUAAAUAAACCAAAAAAACUAAAAAGAUGUGAGUUUUCUCCCAGUUAUGUGGGAAAGGUAAAGCAACACCAAAUAAAAGCCCACCGCAGCUUCAUCUUUAGGUUAACUCAGUGCAUAUGAGAAAGAGAAUGAAGCGUUAACUGAAAUACCUCAUAGCGUGUUACACGAGCUCUGGUAAAACGCGGAGGACAGUGUUAAUAUGUUUGGUUUUGUAAUGGUUGUUAUAAGAUGCAAUGUUUUUUGAAACCUAAGCAUGUCCUUAUGUAUUUUGUGGUGACAGUGAGUGGGUGAAACCAAUCUCCAUUUAGAGGUAUGGAUGAUGAUAGGAGGCCAAAUAGAAGCUUAAAGAUGCUUCUGUUUGAGGCCCAGCAAACUGCUAGAUUACAGGAUGAAUUGAAAUUAUUCAUUUGAGAGAUUAUUCAGCCAUCUGGGGGAUAAGUUGCUCAUUGUCAGGUAUGGCACGCACAGUUCUGGCUAAUAGACCUUUUUCUCAUUGCUAAAGCAAGUCAGAGGGAGAGCGGCCGGCUCUCCUAUCAAAAAAGAGAAACGCAUACGUAAAUGUGACCUAGGGCCACUCUCACCAUCACUGUGCUCCAAAGGAAUAUAAUAGUGUUUAAUGUACUGGACACAUUACACAAAUUAUUCUGUGUGAUGCUUUACUUUUAGCGCAGACUUAUUUCAGCAGUCUCCACAGUGACAUACCAAUAGAUGUGUGAGUUAAUUUCUGAAAAUAGACCUGUGAGUUGUAAAUAGAUGUGUAUUUGAUCUGCCCUAUCCCUCUUUGAUUCUUUAUCAACAUGUUCUCUUUCUUCUGUUUGCAAAAUACGAUUGUUUGAGAGCAUUGAUAGUGCUUUCCUUAUCAGUAACUGGAGUUCUCCUGCCUGUGUUCGAAAGGUCAAGAGAGAAUCAGUGUUCUCAUAUGGCAGUCAGGGAAGCAGCAAUGUGCCACUGUACAGAACUGAAUAAGAAUUCCUAAUCUGUAUUUUCUUUGCAAAGUGAGAUGAAAGGAGUUUUGAAGAAUAUACAUUUUGUCAAGGAGAAAGGAAAUAAAACGUUGCCAGUUUUAUACCAGUAGCUUGUAAAAUCUCAGCACUUUUUGGUCUCAGCCGAUCUGCCUAGAUUCCCACAGGUUGAGAACUCGCUGCUGGAUGCUGGUCUCAGCGAGUCACAGUGAUGGAGCAUCCGCUUGGCCACGCGCAGGGGCGGCGGCUACAGAAGUGACCACCCCAGCAGUUCGCUCUUAACUUCAGAAACUGUUAUUGUUGUUGAAAUAUACAGAUAUUGUGGAGAAACCUCUAUGCCAAUGGAAGGUAAAGAAUAGUCACAGAAUGGAAAAUGAUGUUCUGGGUGGGCAAACAAAUUAGUUGACUCUAAAUAGUAGAUUUUUUAAAAAAUAUGUAGCUAUGAGUUCAGAGCUGUCAUAUUAUUAAGUAGUUGUUAAUAUUACAACCAACUCUUAAUUUUCCACAGUAAAGGAACUAGAGAUUACUGGAUAAUUAAUCCAGUAAUAAGUCAUAGUAAGCCAAAAAAUCGAAUUGUGUUUAGGAAUUUGAGUUUUUGUUCUCAUCAAACUUUUUUUUUCUUCUAGGGUUGCUUACUAAUUAAAAAAAAUGAUUUGAGUUGUUUGUUAGUUUCUCUUGCCUGUAUAUUUAUGAUUAUGUUAAUGAGUAAUGAAGAGUUGGAAAGACAGACAGCUUCAGGAAGAGGAAACACGGACACCUAAAUAAUCCGUAGGCCAGGAAAGGAAUAGGUAGUGGUAUUGCAGUUGUUCUCAAGCCUUUUUAUGAAAAUGAAAAGUUAGAUCACCAAAUGCAAAUGUCAGAAGGUCACUCUGGUGUUGAUACCAUGUGAUUGAUGUUAAGAAGGCCGCUCCAUUCUUUGCUCGUGUCACUCACUUCAUGUGGGUUUGUCUAGUAACGUUCUUUUGACAAUCACUUCCCUAAAGACUCUUCUGAAGUGGGACCUGGUUAUCAUCAUAGGAAGUAGUCUUUAAUCAUGGAUAGUCUAAUUGGAUUCUUUUUAUAUUUAAGAAAAUUGUAUUUGCACUGCUGAGUAGGAAGAGUUAAUUCUUUUCAUCAUGACACAGGACUUCACUCCAGAGUUACUAGUACAAGCAUGUCGGCUCUGGUCCACGAAGGAUGGAUAAAAGUGGUUCGUGUUAUUUUUUGCCAUGUAGUGCUGUGAACCUUACAUCUGUUCACAUUGCAAGGCAAAGUCAAAAGCAGCACUGGGCAGCAGGUGUACUGGUUCAUUUUAUAAGGGGUAGAUAGAGGCUAAUAUGUUUGGGACCAAAACUACCUAAAUUAGAUAUUUCUAGAUCACAAAAGGGCCGGGUGUUCUCUGGAGCAGUAGCAAUGACUACUGGUUGGUGCUCUAUUGUAAUCAUUUUGCUUUGAUCCCCAGCAAUUAGGAACUGGGCCCUGUGAAUAAGCUGAGGGUGCUGAACUGUUGGGGGAGGGUGACUCUAGCCAUAUGGAAGAUAAAAUGUGGGUUUUUCUGCAAAAUUUCCAUUUGAGGAUUUUUACAUUUAAUAUUUUUUUAAAACAGUUGAAAGAGCAAAAAAAAAUUUUUAAGUGUAUUCUAGUUGCAAAAUAUGCACACAUAUUUUGAAUGGCUUUAUUUUUAUUGUGUAAAACUAUUGAAGACAUGACUGUGAUGCACAAAUUCUUCCAUGUAAGGAGUCUAUGCAUUUUACAGUAACUUAUUUCAUGACCGGGUAAUGAAACAGUUAUACCUGGAGCCGCCAUCGUCGUAUUAAGUGCUUUCAUUUUCUUUACAGUUAUUACAAAGUUGUAUUUAUUUUAUACAAUGCCGUAAUGUUUAUUCAGCUUGUUGGCCUGUCUUUCUUUCUCUGUGUAUCUGCAUGUUGUAAUGUAUGAUGAGAGUGAAUGUAAAGGCUGUGGCAACUGUCAUUAAUUUUUGUAAAGGGCUGGUCACAUGUGGAUCUGGUUUAUGAAUGCAUUUGGGAUUAUUUUAGUAACCAGAUCACCUUUUCAGAAAUUUAGAUGUGAACACCAAAAGAAGCAUUUUCUUGACAAAAAUUAAUAGCUGGUUCUAUUUUUUUUUAACCUAGAAAAAAUAAAGUUGAUUUUUUUUCAAGUAAAGUGCUUUUAAUUCUUAGUAGUGGGGAGGGAGUGUUUGUGUUUUACUGAAGGUGUUUGGGCAUUAACGUCUGUGGGCGUGUACUUAGAGCACACCAUGGCAGCUGGAUGCUGAGGGUAAACUGAAAAACCAAAUGAAAAAACACCGUACUUUCUUCUGUGGCUUUAAAGUACCCCUCCCCCGGCCCCACCCCAUUUUUCGCAUCCAGAGGUGUACUGAUAAAUGUUUAACAGUCUUCUCUCUUGGAAUAAAAAUUAUAUGUACAAUUGUACAUAAGUUUGUUAUAAGUUUUGCUGAUAGCAAGGAUAUAUAACACAAUUGACAAAUAAUAAUAAUAAAACAUGCUUUCUUGUAAAUUCCAUAUAGCCAAUUGAUUCUCCCAAGAUGUUUUAAUUGAUUUUUGCUGAACUCUUGUAGCCAACCUAUGACUGCAAUUCAACCAUGACUUGAAAAAUGGAAUUACAUCCUAAUCCACUUAUUUCUCAAAUAUAUUGUCAUUCUGUCUGGUAUGUGAUCUGUUAAACUAUUUCUUAUCCUUGCACAAAUUAUACUCAUUAAAGUGAACCACUUUUAGCUUCAGCACCAAUUGUAAGCUUAUAUAAUUUAAUUUAAAUAACAGCUGUUUAACAACUGCUGGCGAAAUUGAACCAUCGACUCUUGGGAGCCAGUAGGCGCUGUCUCCAGCACACCACUGCCCCGUCGUAUUUUGUGAGGUUUUUUUAAACCGUUAGUGUUGAAUAGACUUCUCACAGUUUAUACUCUGCUCUCAGGAAAUUCCCAUCACUGACCCUUGCGGGGGGCUUUAGAGAUUGAGAAAGCAUUAGCAUCAGUCCUACAGAGCGUGCUUUCAAUUUGAAGAAUUUGACAAAAGCAAACUUUUCCUGAAGUACGUGGGAAGCUUGCAUAUUUCUAAAGUUGGUUCUGUGAUUUCAUUGCUCAAAGCUAAGUAAACUGAUAGAGCCAUCUCUAAGAUUUUGUUUUGAGCAUUUAAAACAUUUAUUGUUUAGAUAUUUGUUUGAAGAAUGUAUUUGAUCCCACUGAAAGAAUUCAAAUGUAUUAAAAUAUCUUAUACAAUCUGCCGAAUAAGUUAAAUGGUUAAGGUUCAGUCUACCUCUUCUUUUUGUGUCUGGAUUUAGGCUGCCGUCUUGGUGAGUUGUAAUUUUUCCCCCUUGAAGUGGUUUCUGUGGAAGACAAAGAACAAAUUGGAAGCAGAGGCCUGAAAGCACAUUGGAGGCGCUCAGAGAUCUAGUGCUGACCAGCCCUAUUCCUCAUGAGCUGGGGAAAAAAAGCCAUUGUUUUAAAUUUCCACUUAAUAUGAAAAUGCUUGUUUUUAAAAUGUUUCUUCCUGCUGAAAACAUGUAUUUUUAAAAGGAAAAAAAUUCCUCUUUUGGCUGUAAGAAAAAGUUAGCUAUAUGAGCAGGUGUGACCAUAUCACAAUAUGCUGAUAUGAUAGAAAUCAAUAAAUUUUUACCUCUCAGGA